AUGGCGGCACAGAUGCUGCCAAUGCACAACGAUACAGGUGCAUCAACAUUUGACGAUUAUGAUACGCCUCACGAUACCGGCAUGCCCGCCAUCCUCGCCGGCAUCCUCGUCCCCCACAUCAUCUGCACCAUCGUCAUCAUCGGCCGCGUCAUCUCGCGCCUCCAUCGCCGCCUACACCCCGACAUCCUGCUCGCCCCGGACGAGCGCGACCUGCAGCACGACCUCGACCUCGCCACCGCCGACGGCGGGCCCGGCUCCGUCCACCCUUACAUCAUGCGCACCUACCUCGGCCUCAUCUUUUACCAGCUGUGCCUGUGCCUGACCAAGCUGUCCGUCCUCACCUUUUACCUGCGCAUGUUUAGCGGCAAACGUCGCGAGCGCUGGCUCGCCCGCGCCACCAUCGCCUUUGUCCUGCUCUACGGCGUGCCCCUGCUCUUCGUCAGCGUGUUCCAGUGCCACCCCCAGGAGGGCGAGUUCUUCGGCCGCCCCAUGCGCUGCGUCGGCUUCGCGCCCCUCCUCAUCUCCAGCGCGAGCCUGCACACCGCCACCGACGCCUGGAUCAUCAUCAUGGUGAUCCCCCUGUCCAUCUUCGUCAUCGCCGCCUCGUUACUCCGCCUGCAGCUCAGCUUGCACCGGCACUUCCAGCCGGGCAGCGUGGGCGUCACCAACACGCUCGCCUUCUUCGUCAUGACGAUUCUCGAGUGCGACGUCGCCCUCAUUUGCGCGAGCGCUCCCAUGCUCAGGCCCGUCCUCGCGAGGGUGUGGCCGAGGAUGAUGGGCGAUGCCCAGGCGACGGGAAGGGUGGUUGGCGGCCGCCGGAAAGGGGCUCGCGCCGGGAAGAGGAGGAGCGCGAGGCCGCUGCGAGACGUGAGCGAUGACGAGAGCGUGGACCUGACGACCAUGGUUAGCUAUCGAGGCUAUCCUUGGAGGCGGUCGCGGGUACUCAACGACGACCAUGGCCAUGGCCAUGGCCACGAUGCGUCGAAAUCAACAAAAGAAGCUGCUGGCCAAGGGCGCGUUUACGGUCUCUGGAGGACGGGCGACGCGGCCAACACGGCACCCGAGAUGACGGAGGUGGACCUCGAGAAUAAUAAUACCAACAACAAUAAUAGCAGUAGCACGAAAAUGGAGGCAGCGAACUCGGAGCGUGGGAUGACACAGCUCAGCCUCCGCUCCCUGUUCGGGAGCACGAGACGCCUUGCCCAGCAAGCGCCCGGUCUGCAGCAAUACAGGGACAACGAGAUUCAAACCAUAGUACUGGCUCUCGUACCAGCAAACGCCGCCUCCGCCCCUGCCGACACAUCAAAAGGGAGACAAGACGGGGCGGAGGAAGAAGCGCGAGAGCGAGAUGUCGGAGGCGCGCUGGGCCAGGAGCCAGGAGAGCUUCGUCCUGGGGAUCAACGACCCCAGGAACUCGAGCAGGAUGUCCCCGUCUCGGGGCUCAGUGGGGAAACCUAUGCCGUGUCUCUCGACGACGACGACGAGGACAGGGUGGGGAGGCUAUCGAUGAGACCAAGACUCGACCGGCGUCCAGAAUAG
Molecule: messenger RNA, 1539 nt
Organism: Parascedosporium putredinis
Lineage: Eukaryota; Fungi; Ascomycota; Sordariomycetes; Microascales; Microascaceae
Source: the annotation of a GenBank genome assembly